Molecule: messenger RNA, 2892 nt
Organism: Nymphaea colorata (pocket water lily)
Lineage: Eukaryota; Viridiplantae; Streptophyta; Magnoliopsida; Nymphaeales; Nymphaeaceae
Product: glutamate receptor 2.7-like
Exons: 5
Coding region: 1-2892 (963 amino acids)
Cellular component (GO): plasma membrane
Molecular function (GO): glutamate-gated receptor activity
Source: RefSeq, a predicted model, not a curated record
AUGAGCACUUCAAAAUACAUGACACUCCUUCUUCCUCCUUUUCUCCUCCUGUUGGCGCUCCAGAAUUGCCCGCUCUCUCAUGCUGCAAACAAGUCUGCAGUGCCUGUAAACGUCGGCUUGAUCAUCGACUUCGAGUCCCAAGUAGGGAAGAUCAGCCACACUUGCAUCGCCCUCGCUCUGGAAGAAUUCUAUGCCACACACAACCACAAGAAAAGGUUGGUUCUUCACGCACGCGACUGCAAGAGAGAUGAUUCUGUUCAGGCUGCUUCUGCGGCUAUUGAUCUACUGAAGAACUUGGAGGUGGAAGCCAUUCUCGGACCACAAACGUCGCAAUCUGCAGAGUCCGUGGCAAAUUUAGGAAGCAGGACUCGAGUACCCAUUAUUUCCUUCACCGCAACCAGCCCCUCACUCUCGUCCACCAACACACCUUACUUUAUCCGGACUGCACAAACAGAUGCAGCACAAAUUGAGGCGCUAGUUGCAGUCAUUAAAGCUUGUCAAUGGCGUCAAGUCGUGCCAGUGUACGAAGACUCGGCCUUCGGCGCCGGGUUGAUUCCAUUCUUAAUAGAUGCCCUUCAGCAGAUCGGUGUUGCAGUUCCCAACAGAACACUGGUCCCACCUUCGCCCACAAAUGGAAACGUCAUUGCUCGAAAGCUGGAUGAACUGGACGGAAUGGAGACAAGGGUCUUCGUGGUGCACAUGACUCAUAUGCUUGGGGCUCAAUUCUUUCGGAAAGUGCAUGAAAAAGGAAUGAUGAGUGAAGGGUAUGUGUGGAUCAUCACCAAUUCAGUAGGUGACAUGUUCGAAUUCAUGAAUGCCUCAGAUAUAGCACAUAUGAGAGGUGUUGUUGGAGUAAAGACACACAUACCGCAAUCCAAAUAUUUGAAAAAGUUCACAGAAAAAUGGAGGCAAAGAUUCCGGUCAGACAAUCCCGGGAGCAAACCGCCAAAUGAGCUCAACAAGUACGCCAUAUGGGCCCAUGACACUGUGUUUGCAUUAGCUUUCGCUGUAGAGCGAGUCGCCAGACCAGGGAGUUCCAAGUUCUUUCCAACCAGAGACCGGAAUUGGACGAAUUAUUUCCAAACGUUGGGGACUUCUCCUUCUGGUCCAGAACUGUUGAAUGCAGUUGAGGGGACCAAGUUCAGAGGACUAGGCGGUGAAUUCAAACUCAACAACGGGCAGCUUCAGUCUGGAGCUUUCAAGAUAAUCAAUGUGGUGGAGCGUGGUGCUAAGCAGAUCGGAUUCUGGAUACCAGGUUUUGGGCUAUCGAAGAAUUUCAAUGUGAAAAACGAACAGCAAAGUAGGAGCAGUUUAGAUGCAGGCAGUGUCCUCAAAGGAUCAGUAACUUGGCCUGGUGGAUCAAGAGAAGUUCCAAGCGGUUGGGCAAUUCCCAAGGGAAAGACGCUGAAAAUUGGAGUUCCAGUGCAACCGACCUCCUCAAAGUUUGUAGUUGUAAAGAAUAAUGGAACGGAAGUCACCGGAUUUUGCAUAGAAGUGUUCAAGGCAGUUGUCGCUUCCUUGAACUACACGAUUCUCUAUGAAUUUUUGCCUUUUCAAGAUUCUAAUGGCAAGAUGGCGGGGUCCUACGAUGAACUUGUUUACCAGGUCUACCUUCAGAAGUACGACGCAGUAGUGGGUGACAUGACAAUCAUCGCCAACAGAUCCAAGUACGUGGACUUCACUUUCCCCUACUUAGAGUCAGGGGUGUCAAUGGUUGUACCGGUCCAACCCCGCGACGACAAUGCGUGGGUGUUCUUGAAGCCGAUGACCAGGCCAUUGUGGCUGACCACCGGCGCCUUCUUCGUCCUCACUGGCACCAUAGUGUGGAUUUUAGAAAGUGGUAAUGAUGAGUCUGAGUUCCAGGGAUCUCGUUCUGAGCAAACCGGCAAGGUCUUCUAUUUUAUCUUCUCCACCUUGGUCUUCGCACAUAAGCCGAAACUCGUCAGCAACCUUUCUCGGAUGGUGGUGAUCGUUUGGGUGUUCGUGGUUUUGAUUCUGACUUCGAGCUACACGGCCAGCUUGACCUCCAUGCUGACCGCGCAGAAGCUCCAGCCUUCUGUCACCGACCCUCAAACGCUGAUCAGAAAUAAGAACAUGAUAGGGUACAGAAAGGGGUCGUUCGUGGUUCAUCUAUUGAAGCGUUUGAACGUGGAUCUUUCAAGGACCAAGGAGUUCGAUGACAUAGAGAAGGUCGCAGACGCGUUAUCAAGAGGUGAUAAGGAGCCCGGAGGGAUCGCUGCUUACUUCAAUGAAAUUCCAUACAAUAAAAUUUUCCUGCAAAAGCACUGUAGCAAGUACACCAUGGCCGGUCCUGUUUACAAGAAUGCUGGCUUCGGAUUUGUAUUUCCAAAAGGGUCGCCCUUGGUUUCUGAUAUUUCUCGCGCAAUUUUGAACCUGACAGAGGGAAAUCAAAUGGCAAAGUUAGUGGAAGAUUGGGGUAUCAACACUGAAUGCGCUAAUCAAGAAACAGAGAAGAUCUCAAGCAGCCUGUCCCUUUCUAGCUUCUGGGGUCUCUUUUUCAUAACCGGAACUGCUUCACUUGGGGCUCUCAUCAUCGGCACCAUUUCAAUCAUACAUCAAUAUAAGAAGAGGGAGUUAGGAACCUCCCCAUCUGUUGACUCAGAGUUCAAAAGCCAAUGGCGAAAACUUCUGGACUUUGUUAGAUACUUCGAUGAGAAGGAUCUCACCUCCCCAGCCUUCAACAACAACGUGGCGGCAGCGUCCGGAAACCGGACUGAUGCUGUUACUAGUGAGUGCCACUCCCGGGGACAGAGCCCAGUGAGUAUGGAUGUACAAUCUAUGCCUUACGAAGAUGCCAACUUCACAGACGAAGAUGAGCGUUCAGUCCAUAGAUAUUUGGAGACGCAUGAAAAUGCCCAUAGAAACAGCUGA